UCCGUCAUUGCUGUCGAAAACAGUGAAAAAUGCAAUGGCGAUAAUCGUACAAUAAAAAUGUUAUACUUUAUACAAAUAGUACACAUAAACAAAUUAUUUUUAAAACGAUAAGUACACAACCCAUAACUUCUCUAGUUAAAUGGAUGAUAGUUUCUAAAAGUGAAAAACGAAGAUUCUUCAAAGGUUACGUUAAUAAUUAUUUAAGGGCGCAAAAGUGAAUGUUUCUUUUCUUAUCGAUUAAAUAAUUCCGUUUGAACGCAUACCAUGAGCAACAUAGGCCAGUUCAACAACAAAAACCCUCCGUGGGGACGAACUAACAAUUCUCCAAACAUUGUUAACCAACCGAAUCCUCUACAACAACAAAUCAUGAACCAAAGUGCCCUCAACAACAUGAACACGUCCGGAAUGGUGCAGUUUCAACAGCAACACCAACAGCAGGUGUUUCAGAAUGCCAUGGGGCUUCAACAGCAGAAUAUUGGGCUCGGGCUGCAGCAAAUGGCCAACAACGCGAUGGGGGCUGCAGGUUUAGGUUCUCAGCUAGCCUCCAACCAGAUUUUCCAACAAGUCGGCGCUGUCACGUACCCCAAUCCCCGCGGCUUAAACCCGACGGCCUUCCAGACCCAAAACAUUUCGGCAGUGCCUCCAGUUCAGAACAACUCUAACGUAGGCACCAAGCAGAGGGUGUUCACCGGCACCGUAACCAAGGUCCACGACAAUUUUGGUUUCGUGGACGAAGACGUCUUCUUUCAAAUAAACGCUUGCGUCAAAGGCUCAAACCCUAUGGUGGGCGAUAGAGUUUUGGUUGAAGCCUCGUAUAAUCCUACUAUGCCUUUUAAGUGGAACGCUACCCGAAUUCAAGUUCUUCCAAUGUCAAAUCAACCUUCGGCUAGACAUUCAAAUAAUUCUAAAAAUUAUAGCAACUCCAACUCAAACGCGUACAAUGCCGUGCCACCCCCGUCCGAUAACUCGAACGGAAAUUUCGGACGGAACAAUCAAAGACCGAAGGCGGCUCUGGGUAGAGGACGGGAAAGGUCGCGGGAUAGGGAGAGGGAAGAGGACGAAAUCGAGCGGAAAAGGCGGCGGGAAGAGCGCCUGAGGGAGAGGGAAAAGGAAGAGAAGAAGUCGCCGUUGAGAAGGAGGUCUAGGUCGCCUAAAUCGAGGCGUCGGUCGAGGAUUGUGCCACGCUAUAUGGUCCAAAUUCCAAAAAUUGCCUUGAAUUUGUCUGAAGCCGACGUUCUAGAAAUUCGCCGACGGUACACUAACCUCUACAUACCUUCCGAUUUCUUCUACACCCAUUUCCGUUGGGUGGAUGCCUUUCCUCCAGACAAACCCUUCACCAUGAAUAAACCCAGCUUUUUUCACAUCAUGAAUAAGGAAGUCGAUCCCGUUGUUGAAAACGAUGCAAUUCUUGAACCUCCCGACGCGGAUUAUCUUUUUUCUGCUAAGGUCAUGUUGAUGAGCAUGUCGGGCUUAGACGAACUAUACCAAAAAUGUUGUGCCAUGGCAGAAGACAAAGAUAAAAGAGACCGCGAAAGCGAAGAACGAGAUUUCGUACAUCCGGCACGUUUGUUAAACUUUUUAGUAGGUUUGCGUGGCAAAAAUGAAACCAUGGCCAUCGGAGGUCCUUGGAGUCCGUCUUUAGAUGGAGAAAAUCCUGACAAGGAUCCGUCGGUUUUGAUCAAAACGGCUAUUCGUACCUGCAAGGCUCUCACCGGAAUCGAUCUGUCAAGCUGCACACAAUGGUACCGGUUCGUGGAGCUGUAUUACCGGCGCAGCGAAUCGACCCACAAGGGCAGGGCCGUACCGGCGCGGGUCGAAACCGUGGUGCUCUUUCUACCAGAUGUUUGGAGUUGCGUACCUACCCGUCUGGAGUGGGACGGCCUCCACCAGAGCUACAGGAAGCAGCUGGAACGCAGGCUGAAAGCCGACCUGGAGGGCGGCGACGACACACCGCCAGCUGACGAAAAGGAAGAAGAUCCGCCGAGCGACAAGCUGGAACCGACGCACUAUUCGCAGCUCGAUCCAAAGACGAUGGUCGUCAGCGCUUUGCGGAACGAGCUCAAAGCGAGGAACGUCAACUCGAAGGGUUUGAAGUCGCAGCUGGUGGCCAGGCUGGCGAAGGCGUUGAAGGUCGAAGCGGAGAAAGCGGAGGACCCGUCGAAGGAGGUGCAGCAGGAAGUGGAUUUCGACACGAGCGCUGAUGAGAAGAAAGUCGAGGUGGAAGAAAAGAAACUAGACGAGAAAGAAAAAGCCUUGCUCGAGAAACGCUACAGUUUACCGGAACAACAACACAUCCUAGUACACCCAUCUCGCACAGCGAAGUCAGGAAAAUUUGAUUGCACAACAAUGUCACUAUCAUUGCUCCUAGAUUACCGACCAGAAGACACAAAAGAGCAUUCGUUCGAAGUGUCGUUGUUUGCGGAAUUGUUCAACGAGAUGUUAAUGAGAGACUUCGGUUUUAAUAUCUAUCGGGCUUUGUUCGAGCUCCCGGAUAAAGUGAAAGAUGAUAAAAAGAAAAGAGAGGAGGAGAAAAAAGGUGGUGGUGAUUCAAGCGACAAGAAAAGCGACGAUGCUAAAAGUAAAAAGGAAGACGACAAGAAAAAGGAAGAGGAGAAAAAGGAGGAGAAGGAAGCGGAUGGUAAAGACCGAGAUAAGCGAUCUGAGGAUGGCACUAAGGAGGAAAAAAGAGAGAAAAAGGAGGAGUUGGAUAAGAAGAAAGAGCAGAAGAGGGAUGAUAAGAAAUCGGAUGAGAGUGAAGAAGAUGAGGAAUACGACGACGACGACUCAAAGGACAAGAAGAAGGAUAAAGAAAAGAAGAAAAAGGAACGGGUUAAAAUGUACACCAAAGAUAAGCAUUUAUUGUUGUCGUUUAUUUAUUUCGACCAAACGCACUGCGGAUACAUUUUUGAUAAAGACAUAGAGGAUUUGUUGUACACUUUGGGUUUGAAUUUGUCCAGAGCACAAGUUCGAAAACUCGUUGGUAAAGUAGUAACACGAGAUUCUUUGCAUUAUCGGAAGUUGACCGAUAAACCUAAAGAUAGCAACGAGUUCAUAGUUAUUGAUGAUGCGGAGAAGGAGACAAACUUGCACGAUUUAGCUAUAGGAAAUAGGAAACUUCUUCCCACGUUUAUUGAUGACGAACGUCCGGCUAAGAGGAUGAGGAUGUGUGGAUCAGGAAACGAUGAAACGCCAAGUUCGGAAGAUGGGUUGGUGAUGUACAGAGGUGCUUUGGUCGAUGUUGGUAAAUUAAUGUCACAGUUGGAACGUAGCGAAAAAGCUCGUUUAGAAACAGAAAGUCGAAUGGUCAGUUUGAAGAGCGAAAACAAUAAAUUAACAGAGAAAUACAAUAAGUCAAACGUUACAAUAAAACAUUUAAAUACGGAUGUUAAAGAUUAUAAAGAGAAGUUAAGAACGACUGAAGAUUCCCUCAAUAGAAUUACUGCUUUUUCCAAAUUGUAUCAAACAACCCUGGCAGAAAUUAGAGAAAAAAUCGAUCCAGUGUUGAGAAGUACCUCGACGAGUAAAGAAGAGCCGCUUGUCAAGAAGGAAAUUGACAAAGACAAGAAACAUGAUGAAUCAAAAACAAGAUGGGAGAAGGAAGUAAAACAAGAAGAUGUUUUAGAAAUAGAACCAAGUGAAGUGAAGAAGGAAUCAUAGGAUGUGUUUUCUAUUUGUUUUUAAUUAGGCGCGAAGUUGACAAAGUGAAGCACUUGCUCGUGUAGGAUAAAUAAAACUGUAUGAAUCA
Molecule: messenger RNA, 3745 nt
Organism: Zophobas morio
Lineage: Eukaryota; Metazoa; Arthropoda; Insecta; Coleoptera; Tenebrionidae
Product: cell division cycle and apoptosis regulator protein 1-like
Exons: 9
Coding region: 265-3657 (1130 amino acids)
Biological process (GO): regulation of DNA-templated transcription
Cellular component (GO): nucleus
Source: RefSeq, a predicted model, not a curated record